AUGUGUGACGCAAGUGACUAUGUCGUGGGUGCUGUUCUUGGGCAGCGAGUUGACAAGCUUCCUCAUGUUAUAUAUUAUGCUUCUCGCACUCUUAAUGAUGCUCAACUUAAUUAUUCCACCAUUGAAAAAGAGCUCUCGGCGGUCAUUUUUGCCUUGGAGAAGUUUCAGUCAUACUUGAUUGAAACUAAAGUGAUUGUUUAUACCGACCAUGCUGCUCUUCGCUAUCUAUUGGCAAAGAAAGAAGCCAAGCCUUGGAUGAUUCGGUGGAUUCUACUUCUUCAAGAGUUUGAUUUGGAGAUAAAAGAUAAAAAGGGUUAUAGGGUGGCGGACCACUUGAGUCGUCUUAUUCGGGAUGAAGAUAAUUUGCCCAUAGAAGAAAAUUUUCCGGAUGAGCAGCUCCUCGCCAUGCAAGAAGUUAUUCCUUGGUAUGCCGACAUUGUAAACUACCUUGCUUCAAAGGAGUUACCAAGUGAUCUUACACAAGCACAACGUAACAAGAUCAAGCAUGAUGCUCGCUACUACAUAUGGGAUGAACCUUAUCUUUGGAAGCAUUGUACAGAUCAAAUCAUUCGAAGGUGUAUACCUGAAUCUGAAUUUCGUUCCAUCCUUGCUUUUUGUCAUGCUUAUGCUUGUGGUGGACACUUUGGACCUAAGAGGACAGCUUGUAAGAUAUUCGACAACGGUUUCUAUUGGCCCACAAUUUUUAAAGAUUCUUAUGCUUAUUCAAUUGCAACUAGAACGGAUAAUUCAAAUACAGUAGUGGAUUUCAUUCACUCCAACAUUUUUGUGCAUUUCGGUACACCUAAGGCUAUACUUAGUGAUCGAGGCACUCAUUUCUGUAACAAAAGUAUAGAAGCAUUGUUUCGACGCUAUAGUGUAACUCACAAGGUGACAGUUGCUUAUCAUCCGCAAGCCAACGGACAAGCGGAGGUUUCUAAUCGUGAAAUCAAAUUGAUUCUUGAGAAAACUGUAAAUCCAAACCGGAAAGAUUUGAGUACAAGGCUUGAUGAUGCCUUGUGGGCGUAUCGUACGUCAUAUAAAACACCUAUCGGUAUGUCACCAUAUCGGUUGGUGUAUGGGAAGCCUUGCUAUCUACCGGUAGAGCUAGAGCAUAAGGCUUGGUGGGCUGUAAAAAAGUGUAACAUGGACAUGGUUGCUGUAGGACAACAAAGAAUGCUUCAAUUGCAUGAGCUAGAAGAAAUACGCAAUGAAGCAUAUGAGAGCUCGAGAAUCUACAAGGAGAAAACCAAAGCCUUUCAUGACAAACGUAUUCUUCAGAAGAGUUUUGUGGAAGGUCAGAAAGUUCUCAUGUAUCACUCUCGCCUUAAACUUUUUCCUGGGAAGUUGAAGUCUCAUUGGUUAGGUCCGUUCAUUGUUACCAAGGUUUUUCCUCAUGGAGUAGUCGAAGUUGUAAGUCCAAGUACCGGAAAGUCAUUCAAGGUGAAUGGUCAGAGAUUAAAGCCAUAUUAUGAAUCAAUGGAGGAAGAACAAGCUGCUGUGAUUCAUCUCAUUGACCCAGUAUAUGUUGAUGAAUGA
Molecule: messenger RNA, 1536 nt
Organism: Humulus lupulus (European hop)
Lineage: Eukaryota; Viridiplantae; Streptophyta; Magnoliopsida; Rosales; Cannabaceae
Exons: 2
Coding region: 1-1536 (511 amino acids)
Biological process (GO): DNA integration
Molecular function (GO): nucleic acid binding
Source: RefSeq, a predicted model, not a curated record